This is a messenger RNA of Panthera uncia (snow leopard), 662 nucleotides long. RefSeq names its product anoctamin-2-like. The transcript has 3 exons. The record is from RefSeq and is a predicted model, not a curated record. NCBI's taxonomy places the organism in Eukaryota, Metazoa, Chordata, Mammalia, Carnivora, Felidae. Gene Ontology annotation, molecular function: protein dimerization activity. Bases 1 to 594 code for a protein of 197 amino acids.
AUGGCCGCCCCAGGGCUGCGCGCUGCUUUGCCUCCUUUGUCUCUUCCUCUCACAGAUAUCCCCCUGCUCCCUGGCUCCCCACGCCGGCUGAGCCCUCGGGCAGUGGCCAGAGGUGGCCAGGGCCCCAAACGUGGCCAGCAAUACCUCAAGGUUCCCGGUUCCCAAGCCCCGGGUCCGCAGGGCAGUUCUGACCAUGACCGAGAUUCUGGCCCGCCCUCCGGUGGAGGGAGCUCCUGUGGCAGCUCGGUCAUCAAUAACUACCUGGAUGCCAACGAGCCAGUGUCCUCGGAGGCCCGUCUGAGCCGCAUGCACUUCCAUGACAACCAGAGGAAGGUCGACUAUGUGCUCGCCUACCAUUACCGGAAACGUGGGGUGCACCCUGGCCAUGGCUCCCCUGGCCCCUCGCUGGCGAUUGUCUCCAAUGGGGAGACGGGCAAGGAACCUCGUGCUGGUGGCCAUGGUGACAUUGAACUGGGGCCACUUGAUGCCCUGGAGGAGGAGAGGAAGGAACAGCGGGAGGAGUUUGAGCACAACCUGAUGGAGGCAGGGCUUGAGCUCGAGAAGGAUGUGGAGGUGAGGCUGGGCAGGUGGUAAAGGGUCGUGGGAUGGGAUGGCCUUGCAGGACUGGGGCCCUGGUGACCAGUGUCACCUGCCGGGAGUGU